CUCAAGCCCUGAGAAGCCCGCACACUCCCCCAGGUCCCUGAGGCUAACUGCGUUCGUCCCGUCCAAGUGCUUCGUGUUGGGACGAUCGAGAAAGUCGCCGGGUUUGCCUCCCACGAGCCUGCCCUGCUGCCUGGGGCCGCUGGUGAAGCGGAAGCACAUGACGAACCAGGACGUGGUCGUGUCGGAGAUGGGCAUUGCGGCCGGGACCGCGCUGCCGGGCUCGAGCCCGGCCCUCCUGGCCUGCCGGGGCGCGGCGGCCGGCGCCAUGUCCCUGCGGUACCUCGACCUGGCAGCGGCGGCGGCGCGCUCGGCCAGCUGCACCUGGGUCGAGGCCAUGCGCGCCUCCUCGCCCACCCGCUCCCGCGCCGCCGCCGACGUCGACGAGCUCACGGCCUGGAUGAGGAAGCACCCGUCGGCGCUCGGGAAGUUCGAGCAGAUUGCCAGCGCGUCCCAGGGGAAGAAGGUCGUCAUGUUCCUAGACUACGACGGCACGCUCGCCCCCAUCGUCGCCGACCCGGACGCCGCCUACAUGAGCGACGUGAUGAGAGCGGCGGUGCGCGACGUCGCGAAGCACUUCCCGACGGCGAUCGUGAGCGGGCGCUGCCGCGACAAGGUGCGCAGCUUCGUCGACCUGUCGGAGCUCUACUACGCCGGCAGCCAUGGCAUGGACAUCGAAGGACCAAGCUCCAAUCCCGAGUCAGUUCUGUGCCAACCUGCGAGCGAGUUCCUCCCCGUGAUCGACGAGGUGUACAAGGCGCUGGUGGAGAAGACGAAGUCCACGCCUGGCGCCAAGGUGGAGAACAACAAGUUCUGCCUGUCCGUGCACUUCAGAUGUGUAGAUGAAAAGAGAUGGAACGCAUUGGCCGAGCAGGUCAAGGCAGUGAUCAAGGACUACCCCAAGCUAAAGCUCACUCAAGGCAGGAAGGUUCUGGAGAUCCGUCCGAGCAUCAUGUGGGACAAGGGCAAGGCCUUGGAGUUUCUGCUCGAAUCGCUCGGAUUCGCCAGCUGCAGCGACGCCCUCCCGGUGUACAUCGGUGACGACCGCACCGACGAGGACGCCUUCAAGGUGCUGAGGAAGAGGGGCCAAGGCGUCGGGAUCCUCGUGUCCAAGUGCCCCAAGGAGACGAACGCCUCCUACUCGCUGCAGGACCCCGGCGAGGUCAUGGACUUCUUGCUCCGCCUGGUGGAGUGGAAGCGGAAAUCCACGACGACUCGGCCGCCGGUGUAGCUCUUGUUCUUGGUCGACUAGUCAAUCGAUGGACCGACCGAUCGAUCGAAUGGGCGUCCAAUCAUGCGCGAAAACAUACCCCACCACUGCAAGACCAAUUUUUUUUUCUGUCUCUCUCUCUCCCUCUCUCUCCACUCUCUCUGACGAUUCUUCAGCUUGUGGUGGCCUCCGAAACCGACGACUCGUGGUGGUUGCUGUGUU
This is a messenger RNA of Zea mays, 1429 nucleotides long. RefSeq names its product trehalose-6-phosphate phosphatase4. Gene Ontology annotation, biological process: trehalose biosynthetic process. Lineage: Eukaryota; Viridiplantae; Streptophyta; Magnoliopsida; Poales; Poaceae. Gene Ontology annotation, molecular function: trehalose-phosphatase activity. The record is from RefSeq and is marked provisional. Bases 158 to 1228 code for a protein of 356 amino acids. The transcript has 9 exons.